UUUUAGGGGUAGAUCUCGCCCCCUCCGUCCCCGAUAUAUCACAUCUCUUUCUGAUUGCAACUAUCUCUCUUCAACAAACAAUUCACUGAUUCAUUAUAUAUCUAGAGAUGGAAAAGGGCAAAGGAGUGAUGGGAAGUCGAAAAUGGGCCGUUGAUUUUACUGACAAUUCAUCUGCACCUUCCUCCCGUGACAUUCCUGACCCACCGGGUUUCACUCGCACAUCUUAUGAUCAAGAUGAUGCCACCCUGAGUCGUCAAAAGAAGGAUGCCGAAGCAAACUGGAAAUCUCAGAAAGCGUGGGAAGUGGCCCAAGCCCCAUUCAAGAAUCUGCUAAUGAUGGGGUUUAUGAUGUGGAUGGCUGGAAGUACAGUCCAUUUGUUUAGCAUAGGCAUAACAUUUUCAGCCCUUUGGCAGCCCUUAAGUGCCCUUCAAGGGGUCGGAAAGGUUUUUGAACCUUACAAGGAUAAUAAAGUAGACCUCCUUGCACCUAAGUUAUUAUACAUUGCCCUAAAUUUGGGGGGUAUGUUGCUUGGUGUUUGGAAGCUGAACACCCUUGGUCUUCUUCCAACUCACGCAUCUGAUUGGGUUUCAUCUUUACCCCCAGCACACGAGAUCGAGUUUUCAGGUGGAGGUAUUUCACUGCACUAAAAUUAGUCGCUUGUUAUCGUUUACGCUCUAGUUUUAUAAGAUCUAGUAGCUGAUGUGUGGAGAUUAAUUCUUUGCAUGCGAACUUUUUAUUCUAGUGUUCUGCCGGUCAUCAGAACUCCUUUGUAUACUUUGUUGUCGCAUUAUUUAGCAGCUCAAACACAGUAUAUUUUGAGAGAUAUAGUUCCAAUGUAUCGAACAUAAAAUUCUGUUUAGAGUUUUAAACCUAUUGUUUCUUGA
Messenger RNA from Erigeron canadensis, 884 nucleotides. Its product is annotated as ER membrane protein complex subunit 4-like. The coding region runs from base 108 to 647 and encodes 179 amino acids. Gene Ontology annotation, cellular component: EMC complex. The record is from RefSeq and is a predicted model, not a curated record. Gene Ontology annotation, biological process: protein folding in endoplasmic reticulum. NCBI's taxonomy places the organism in Eukaryota, Viridiplantae, Streptophyta, Magnoliopsida, Asterales, Asteraceae. The transcript has 2 exons.